Molecule: messenger RNA, 1379 nt
Organism: Xylaria bambusicola
Lineage: Eukaryota; Fungi; Ascomycota; Sordariomycetes; Xylariales; Xylariaceae
Exons: 1
Coding region: 170-1366 (398 amino acids)
Source: RefSeq, a predicted model, not a curated record
CUGACUACAAAGGGGAUUGCAUGAUGCUGGUACUACACUAUAUAUCUAUCGCACGUCCCAAGCGCCAGGUUGCGCUACCUUCACGUAUGAAUACAUCCAAUACUCAAGAUACAAAAAUAACUGUUACUUUACUAGCCGGUUGAUCUCCAAGCACACUGAUUACAAUAAAAUGUCCAGGAAACAAGGUCUUCGAAGGAGAAUAGAGGACACGUUUUUAAGCAGGGUGCAAGAAGCUAACCCUGAUCUCGAGACCUAUUAUGAAGGGAGACAGGGGGGUAGUAGCAAGACAGUCAAGUCUUACGUUAAAAUUAAGGGCAGGAACGCGGAACUCUGGAAAGAAUUCAAUUCUGCCAAUAUUACCUCGGCAUAUCGCCAUGUUCUUGAUACAGUCGUCAAUCGCCCUCCAAGCUCCAGGCCCUCAAGAAGUAUGUGUCUCAUAGGCCUGGAAGAAUCAAUGAAAAAUAUUGUUCUCGAUUGGUGUAAGAAGAGGAUUGACGAAGGCUUGAAGCUCGCGGCAGCUGUGAUACAAAAGGACUUAGGACAGCCGCAGAUUGAACCAUCCUUCAGAGUUGAGCAAAUCAACAUAGAAAAGGACCCGUCUCUAACUGAGAACAUACCAGAGGAGGACCAGGAUAGGCCAGGGAAAUAUGUCAGGCCUGAUGCAUAUGUAAUGGGGCGUGCAGAUAUUCAAAGCGGCCCUAUGUAUAUGCCACUCGAAAUCAAACCAAGUUCAUUAUGGAGGUCAUCAAUGUUAAUGACCGAUGAGAAGUCACAAGCUGGUCUUCAGCCUCUCAGGCAGCUCGGCACCUAUUGCAAAGUUUGCGAUACGCGAAUUGGCGUGAUAAUUACACCAGAAGAGGCAGUCGCGGUACGUUAUUAUGAUAUCAGUGAAUGGGAGGUUGGAUGCCACUUCAUGCCCGUGCCCUGGAGCAACUCCGGCGAUCAAUUGACUGUUAACUUGGCAAUCUGGGCUUGUGCAGCACUCAGUCUGAAUGAUAAAUACCACCAUAUUGUCCCUAAACCGCACUUAUUCCCUGAGAUCAACACGUGGCAGGAAGCCCCUUCGAAAGGGUACUACCGGCACCUAUAUUCGGGGCGAUACGACUCGAAAUUACCCCCUGGAGCAAUUAUUGAUACCAAAGAAAACUCCCUGGAAGAGGUUCCGGAACGUGUAGUUGUUACAAUCGGCUCCUCUGCGGAAAAUAUCUUAAGAGGGCAGAGGCGAGCCAUGGCACAGCAGGAGCUCCGAAGAAGGUGCCUGCUCAGCGUCAAGAGUGGUGGCUCAAAUAAAAGAAAGGCGAUUAGUGACACAGAGUCAAGAGCUAAGAAAGUAGCUCGUGUUGAUCCCGACAGUACUAUUAAAUGAUGAUAAUUACAAU